Messenger RNA from Meriones unguiculatus (Mongolian gerbil), 8700 nucleotides. It is a transcript of the gene Pde10a, whose product is annotated as phosphodiesterase 10A. The transcript has 22 exons. Gene Ontology annotation, biological process: signal transduction; negative regulation of receptor guanylyl cyclase signaling pathway. The coding region runs from base 376 to 3591 and encodes 1071 amino acids. Gene Ontology annotation, molecular function: 3',5'-cGMP-stimulated cyclic-nucleotide phosphodiesterase activity; protein binding. The record is from RefSeq and is a predicted model, not a curated record. Lineage: Eukaryota; Metazoa; Chordata; Mammalia; Rodentia; Muridae.
CUUUCCUCCACCGCUCUAGGAGCAGUCGCCGCGGCUCAGGCGCCAGAGCGCGCGCACACACCACGCCACGCCCGCGGGCAACGUCCCCGCAGCCCCUCUCCCGACCGACCGGGGAGGACGCCCGAUCUUGCGCACCAGCCCGCACCGAGCCGAGGCGACUCCGGACUCGCGCCCCACCCCGCCUUGGGUCCUCUUGAAUCCCAAAGGGAACACCAUGUGAAUCCCCCGGCCGGGAGAGGCCCCCCGAGACCCGAGAGGUGGACCGGACUAGAGCCUGGGCGGGGAGGGGAGGGCCGGGGCUGCGGGGGCGGAGCCCGCAGAGUGCCGGCCACCGCGCCCUCCCGCCUGCCCCCUCGGAGGCUGGGGAGGAGGGCCAUGGCCAGCCCGGAGGAGCGGCUUUCUCCCCGCCCCCAGGCCUCGCCGCCAGAGGCUAGGGACGAGUCCGGCCCAGGCCAAGUCCGCCUGGAACCCCGGCAAGGCUCGGCCGGCGGGCGGAGUGCAGUGGGCCUGAGCCUGGCCCGGGAGCUGGCUGGCUGCGGCCGGGAGGAGCUUAUGGCGCCCCCGCCCCUGUCCCGGUCCCUGUCUCCCGCAGGCCACGCCAGCCCCGCUGGGGGCCCCAGCGCCCUCUCCGUUCUCAGAGCCGGUGGCUGCGGCUGGGUGGCUGCCCGUGCUCCCUCGGCGCUCGCCUUCUCCUCCUCUAUCCCCUCCUCCUCCUUUUCAUCUUCCUGGUACUUCUGGCCCCCGCCCCCCCUGCCCCCUCCCCCCCUCAUCCCCUCCUCAUCUGCCUUCCACCUCCCCGUGCGUCUCCCGAGAAGGGAGGGCGCAGUGGCGGCUGGAGGAGGAGGCGGCGGCGAUGCUGGCGGCGGCGGAGGAGGAGGACAAGAGGCAGCUCCCUUGAGCGUCCCCCCAGGCAGUAGUCACCGCAGCGGCGGUGGCAGCGGCGGCGGCGGCGGGCGGCGGCUCUUCCUCUCGCCUGCGAUCCAAGGCUUGCUGCUCCCAGCCCGCACCGGGCCCCGGCCACCUCCGCCGCCGAGGCUUCCCCUCCACCCGGGCGCGCGCCGCGCGGACUCCCCGGGCUUUCCGGGCGCCGGCGGGGGCUGCCCUAGCCUCAGCCCCGGCUCUGCAGCCGGUGGCCGAACUCCGUGGCCACCCCGAGGCGCCGCCUUUCCCCUCGCCACCGCUUGGCCGCUGCUCUUCGGCUCCGACAUGGAAGAUGGACCUUCUAACAAUGCGAGUUGCUUCCGAAGGCUGACCGAGUGUUUCCUCAGCCCCAGUUUGACGGAUGAAAAAGUGAAGGCUUAUCUUUCUCUCCACCCCCAGGUGUUAGAUGAAUUUGUUUCUGAAAGCGUUAGUGCAGAGACUGUAGAAAAGUGGCUGAAGAGAAAAAACAACAAAGUGGAAGAUGAGCCGACUCCUAAGGAAGUCAGCAGGUACCAGGACACGAACAUGCAGGGAGUCGUGUACGAGCUGAACAGCUACAUAGAGCAGCGCCUGGACACAGGCGGGGACAACCACCUGCUCCUGUACGAGCUGAGCAGCAUCAUCAGAAUAGCCACAAAAGCCGACGGAUUUGCACUGUACUUCCUUGGAGAGUGCAAUAAUAGUCUGUGUGUGUUCACACCGCCCGGGAUAAAGGAAGGUCAACCCCGACUCAUCCCCGCGGGUCCCAUCACACAGGGUACCACCAUCUCUGCUUACGUGGCCAAGUCCAGGAAAACACUGCUAGUCGAAGACAUCCUUGGGGAUGAGCGGUUCCCAAGAGGCACUGGCCUAGAAUCAGGGACUCGAAUCCAGUCUGUCCUUUGCUUGCCCAUCGUCACUGCCAUCGGAGACUUGAUUGGCAUCCUUGAACUGUACAGACACUGGGGCAAAGAAGCCUUCUGUCUCAGUCAUCAGGAGGUUGCAACAGCCAAUCUUGCUUGGGCUUCCGUAGCAAUACACCAGGUGCAGGUGUGCAGAGGUCUUGCCAAACAGACCGAACUGAAUGACUUCCUGCUUGAUGUUUCAAAGACGUACUUUGAUAACAUAGUUGCCAUAGACUCUCUACUUGAACACAUCAUGAUAUAUGCAAAAAACCUAGUGAACGCAGACCGCUGCGCACUCUUCCAGGUGGACCACAAGAACAAGGAGCUGUACUCAGACCUGUUUGACAUUGGGGAGGAGAAGGAGGGGAAGCCCGUCUUCAAGAAGACCAAGGAGAUCAGAUUUUCCAUCGAGAAGGGGAUUGCUGGCCAAGUGGCAAGGACAGGGGAGGUCCUGAACAUUCCUGAUGCUUACGCGGACCCACGAUUUAACAGGGAAGUGGACUUGUACACGGGCUACACCACACGGAACAUUCUGUGCAUGCCCAUCGUGAGCCGCGGCUGUGUGAUUGGCGUGGUGCAGAUGGUGAACAAGAUCAGCGGCAGUGCCUUCUCCAAGACAGACGAGAACAACUUCAAGAUGUUUGCCGUCUUCUGCGCCCUGGCCUUGCACUGUGCUAACAUGUACCACAGGAUCCGCCAUUCGGAGUGCAUCUACAGGGUCACCAUGGAGAAGCUGUCCUACCACAGCAUCUGUACCUCAGAGGAGUGGCAAGGCCUCAUGCGCUUCAGCCUGCCGGCGCCCAUCUGCCGAGAGAUAGAGCUGUUCCACUUUGACAUUGGUCCUUUCGAGAACAUGUGGCCUGGGAUCUUUGUCUACAUGAUCCAUCAGUCUUGUGGGACAUCCUGCUUUGACCUUGAAAAAUUGUGCCGUUUCAUCAUGUCCGUGAAGAAGAACUAUCGGCGGGUUCCUUACCACAACUGGAAGCACGCUGUCACGGUGGCACACUGCAUGUACGCCAUACUUCAAAACAACUAUGGCCUCUUCACGGACCUCGAGCGCAAAGGCCUGCUGAUCGCAUGUCUGUGCCACGACCUGGAUCACAGGGGCUUCAGUAACAGCUACCUGCAGAAAUUCGACCACCCCCUGGCGGCCCUGUACUCCACCUCCACCAUGGAGCAGCACCACUUCUCCCAGACAGUGUCCAUCCUGCAGCUGGAAGGACACAACAUCUUUUCCACCCUGAGCUCCAGCGAGUACGAGCAGGUGCUGGAGAUCAUCCGAAAAGCCAUCAUCGCCACCGACCUCGCUCUGUACUUUGGGAACAGGAAACAGUUGGAGGAGAUGUACCAGACAGGGUCACUGAACCUCCACAACCAGUCACAUCGAGACCGUGUAAUUGGGCUGAUGAUGACUGCCUGUGACCUUUGUUCUGUGACAAAACUUUGGCCAGUUACAAAACUGACAGCCAAUGACAUCUACGCAGAAUUCUGGGCUGAGGGUGAUGAAAUGAAGAAACUGGGAAUACAGCCCAUCCCUAUGAUGGACAGAGACAAGCGAGACGAAGUCCCUCAAGGGCAGCUUGGAUUCUACAAUGCCGUGGCCAUUCCCUGCUACACCACCCUGACACAGAUCCUCCCGCCCACGGAGCCGUUGCUCAAGGCCUGCAGGGAUAAUCUCAACCAGUGGGAGAAGGUGAUUCGAGGGGAGGAGACUGCGUUGUGGAUCUCAGGCCCGGCAGCUGGCAAAGGGGCGUCCGAGAAGCUGCCCGUGAAGGUUGAUGACUGACCCUGACACCCUGCCCGGCCAGAGACUGACUCACAUCCCGCUUCUUUGACUUCAUUCUUUUUAUUUUCAAGGGGUGCAAACCUCUCCCAGAAGGUACCGUUGCACACGCCGCACACACAUGUGAGGCAGAGGACUUCCUGCUUGCCGCACAUGGCUGGGACCGUGAGCGACCCCGGGCUCCGCCAUCUUCAGACAUUCAGGCUCUUCUGUGGCCCCACCCGACUUCUGAAUGCCACUCGCUCACACGCCAGCACUGCAGUGGCUGGGGGAGAGCAGAGACCACAGGAGGGGUUCUUACCCAUGUCCUUCCAUGAGGGCGUGGCCAGCACCCUGUUCUGGGCUCUGCCUCUGACAGUAAUGCUGCUAGCUGGCACUGGUUAUAAAUAGGACACACACGUCCCUGUCGUGAAGUUCACACGUGACCUCCUCGUAGGUAACUGAGUUGGAGCCUGGGACACAAGUCACAGGGCCACAGGUGAUAGAGAACUCCCAGUUGUUGAUUUAGGCAGACCGUAGGUGUGUUCUUUCAGUUCAUUUGGGGACGCGUAGGUGAGUCAGCUCCACUCUGACGGAAGCAGAACUCUGCCCUGGAGAUUCGGGGUGCACCCCAGGCUCCCGAGAACCGCAGCUCUCACUUCAAACCAUGUCAAGGAAUUAAAACACUCCCCUGCCCCUUCCCCACCACUGUAGCCUUUGGCAACUUUACCAAACCCUUUGCACAAAAAAAAGAAAAAAAAAAAUAAAAGUAAGGUGUAUAAAUUUUCUCCAGCAAGCAAAUCUUAUGAGUAAAAAAACAAAAUAUGUGAAUUUUAAUAAUUUCUUUAUAUUUUCACUGUGUGUUAUGCCAGAAUUUUAGUCACAUCUAAAAUGAAAGAUUAUUCUAGAAGGCUCUUCAUUCCAUGUCGCACUCCCCUCACAGGCACUGAGAGUGUGGCCUUAGUCUCCUGGAGAGCCGAUGCCUCCCCUGACUGUGCAGUCAGGCCUGACAGGAGGAGGCUUGGGGCCACCGCACUGACCUUGAUUGUGUCUUCUCUGCUGCUCUCACCAUUCAGACCUCCACAAAGAACGCCGUGUGCGGCUAGUUCUCCUGUAUGGCUUUCUGGUGACUGCUGCUGUGCAAAGUUAGAGAAGCCGGCAGAACCCUCUGGUCCCUUCCUGUGGGUCCUAAAGAAGUCACAGGCUCAUGCCCUGAGGACUCUCAGGACAGUGGCAUGGAGACCAGAGGAUCCGUGGUUGGCUCACUUAGUGAGCCUUGGGAAGGUAGAGACAGAUCAGAAACAAAUGUCUCACUCACCGCUCUGGCAGGAGUAUGAAAAGUUGCUUUAAAACGAAUUUUUGGAAUAGACUUCGAUAUACACAGGAGUGUGGCAUUUGCAAAAUCUAUUCAGCCCCCCCCCACACAUACUGAUAUAUGUUGUAGCAGAAUGGGCUGAAUACAAAUCUUGUUCUUACUUUACAUUAACACGGUGUGCUCAGUUCCCUCAUGGGCUUCUAAACGGUUGCCAUCUGCCCUACGCACCACUCCAUUUCCUGAUGUCACCAUACAAACUAGAAGGUGAUGCCGGUGGGAGAAGCUACCACAACACCAUGGCUGUGUGUGUAUGCAUGGUUUGGAGACAAAUACACAGAUGUAUUUAUGGCACACACACAUGAGACAAAAGGAGAGAAGAGAAAGAAGCAAGCGUUUGUAAAAAAUGACAGUCACCCUCCACUCAAGAGCAGUGGUUUUCCACGUUGGGAAUCAGGUCGCUCUCCAUAAGGAGAUGACGGUAGUGUCCUUCUGUGAGUGUUGACCAAGGCAAGCCCACUUUCCGCAUACAAACAUGCGACCCUGGAUUCAACAAGAAGCCACUCUGUCAGCACAAGCUGGUCAUCCAUCUUGGAAGCUGAAUUGCAAGAGGGGGCAGCAUUUAAGAUGAUUGUUUUAACUCGGGCAUUCUGAAGGCACGUGUUGAAUUCUGUCCCCGAGUAUGUAAAAGGACCCUGGUGGUGGGAAUCCUAUGCCGGCUCUAGCAUUUCAUGGUUGCUGUGGUAAUAGGGAUAGCACAGAAGUCUCUUUUAAUUUGACCUAGCCAAAUGGUGUGGCCUAGGAAUUUAUUGGCCGGUCAAUCUCAUGUGAAAUAUUGUCACAUGAAAAGCAGGAGUGAUAGAAGGCUAUACUGAGAAGACCUUUGUAACGUUCUCACCACGUGCCAAGACUCAGGAGGCAUAGAUUUGCCCAAAAUAAAAGAGGCCAGGAUGCAGCUGUAUUUAGUUAAUAUUUUAUUUUAGAAUUCAUGCAGUCAAGAGUGUUGUUUAUGUCCUAGCAAAUAUAUUUAGCGGACAAGAACUUGAAUUUUGCCUCUAAGCUUCUUCCCACCUCCCCCCCCAUGUGUUUUUCUCACAAAAGGUUUCCAGGAAUUUCUCAUUAAUGUCUGAUGCAAACUGGGUGACUAAUAAUGAAUAUAAACAGAAUUUUUCAGUUUACCAAGAUUAUAUUAUUUAUGAUCAUUUGUAAUGUUCAAAUUUUAUAGCCCUGGUAAUUGAUUUCAUUUCUUUCCACACUUUGUGGUGUCUUUGUAUCUGGGAAAAUGUUCUUGGAUAGUGAAAUGCAUGCCAACACCAACCUGAAGUAUUGGGCCUGGGCAGUGGAAUACAGUCCUAAAAUUUGUAAACAUCCGUCAGUUGUCAGUUCCACAUUAGAGCCCAUGGGUGGCCCUGGUAAAAAGCAUGCUGGGGCAACAGUCAGCCUUCUACCUUUCUAGGAUGCUCUCUUCCUAGGGAGAGCAGUUGAAUCCUGUCCCCAGCUCCCUCUAGCUGGAAAAGCAUGCUGUCUGCUGUCACUGGUGAUGCUCCAAGAUGACUCACUCCCACAACAGCAAAGACAGAGUCAGUUUGAUCUGACCGGCUUAGUGUAGCUCUCUCUUUUAUUUUUUAGCAUGUGUUGGCAUUUUUGUUUCAUACACACUCAGUGAAUUCUGCCUUCUCAGUGUGUUCAUACAUGUGCUAGCCAUGUUAGCACAGCCAGCCUGUUGCUGCACGAUGCCUUAGGAGACCGGGCCUUUAAAUGGGCUUAGUUUGGCCUAGAGAGUUUCUGCUCUCUUAGAUCUAAAUUAAGGCCUCAGCUUUAACAGGACUAAAAUAUUCGCCAUGCCUUGGCCUGUGCCUUUAUUUUAAAUGCUGGCUUUCCCCCUUUCUCUCUGGGGCUCACUUUUCACCCUUUGCAAAUGUAAAGGACAGCAUUUAAAGGGGCAUGUUCCUGGUUGGUCCAUCAGGCUCCCCUCAUCACCCCACUUCAGUGACAUCUACCCUGGUGACAUUGUCAGGAACUAUGACUCCAGCUGGAGGCGCAGUUCUUCUGGGUUCUGGCUCCCCAGCUGGCUUUGCCUUUGAAAGUGUCUUCUCUCUGUAUAUUCCAACCCUGAGUUUGCUCUGCUGAGACUGUGUGUUCUGGGAUUCUUGGAAGACGAUUCAUCCAGUCACAGACUCCUCCAGCUGCAAGUGACAGUUGUGGUGACAUCUGAGUUAGUCACAUGGAUGUCAGCCAUGGCUUCCCCUUACAUGGCCGUUAUAUUUCCACGUGUAAGUCUUUGUUGCUGUCCAUUUGACUGACAUUAUUUAUACUAAGUUGAAAUUAGAGAUCUCCCAUGGAGAACACUGUUUAAACAAAGUUUUAUCAACAAGAGUAUUUAAGGUAUUUUAUGCAAUGACAGAAACAGAACAAAGAAAGAAAAAUGCUUUUAGAGGUGUCCUUGUUGCCGGUGGGGAGUGAAGAACAGCAUUGCUAGUAUGAAGAAAAACACACUUAGAACCCAGAGAACCACCUGCCUGUGUCGCAUGCUUUGUCCCUGCUCAGUAGAGGAAAGCAGUGCUUUCCAGGCCCCGAGAGUCUCCCUGCUCCUUACUGUAACUGUGAGGAUUUGUAGCUGAAACAGCACACCUGAGUCUGGCCCUGAGGGGGCACAGAAACAUGCCCGAAUGCCAGGGCGGAACCACAGCUGAAUACAGCGUCUGCCACAAAGGAAGUCAGCGCACUUUCUCAGUGCUUAAUCUCCAGGUACUCUACAUUUAUCCCUUAUGUAAAUUAACUCCCCAGACACUGGUUAUUGUGUAGCCCUCCAAAAUCACAAUUCUAUCAUGGGCAUCCCCACUCUCUCUUUCGGUUUGGUCACCCUAACCCUAGUCUUAUGCUGUAUCUAGAAUAGUGAGUAUAAAUGACGUGUGGGAAUACUGUUUCCAUAUGAUCUGUUGUAUGGAGUAUAUGCUACAUGUUCAUUUCCUGUACACAGGAAAGUGCAGUUGAUUGAUGCUCAAAAGUAUCUCUGUAUAGUGCCCCGCCUAUUUAAAAAUCACGUACUUGCCCAGAACACUGUGAAAUGCUUCGCAAAACUACAAAUGCAGCGUCUGGAUUCUUUCUGAGAAGAGCAACUUUCUCCACAUGAACACGGAAACAAAAGAGAUCCUCCAUCCACACCCAGCCUGGGCACCUCAGAGGUCAGGAUGACAGCCUUCUUGCUGGCCAACACCUGCUGGAGCAGGGGGUACAGGUCCCGGCAUCUGAUCCUCAGUGGAUGGGUCUGCAGCCAAAGCCUUAAUGGGCUCUCUUUUGAAGGGGAAAGAAAGAAUUUCAAGUUAACAAUAUCCAACGUUAUUAUAGCUGAUGAGUUAGUAAAUUCCAAAAAGAUGAUUUUUUAUGUAUGACAUUAAAAAAAAAUCUUUGUAAAGUGCGCAAGUGCAAUAAUUUAAAGAGGUCUUAUCUUUGCAUUUAUAAAUUAUAAAUAUUGUACAUGUGUGUAAUUUUUCAUGUAUUCAUUUGCAGUCUUUGUAUUUAAAAAAUCUUACUGUUAUGUUUGUAUAAUAGAACAGUAAUCAUUUAUUAUAACUCGGACAAGGUGUAAAUAAAUUCAUAAUUCAAACAGCCAGUAUAUAUGCAUAUAUGGGUGUUACAUUGCAAAAAUCUCUAUCUUUGUUCUACUCACAUGCUUAAAGCAGUAAGGAAUCUUUUGUGGAUAUGUAAUUAUACAUAUAAAGUAUAUAUAUAUGUAUGAUACAUGAAAUAUAUUUAGAAAUGUUCAUAAUUUUAAUGGAUAUUCUUUGGUGUGAAUAAUUGAAUACAAAGUUUUUAAAAUA